ACUCUUGCCCUCCCCAUGUGGAUCUCCUUCCUCUCGUGUUUCCCAGAAGGUUCCAGGCUGUUGUCCCAUACACGCUGUCGAAAUGAUGGGCCAACAGGUUCUAGUGCUGAACCAGAAUAUAAAGAGGGAGUCUGGACGUAAGGUUCAGACAGGAAACAUCUCUGCAGCCAAGACAAUUGCAGAUGUAAUCCGAACAUGUUUGGGACCACGGGCCAUGAUGAAGAUGCUGAUGGACCCCAUGGGUGGAAUUGUAAUGACCAACGAUGGCAAUGCUAUUCUUAGAGAGAUCCAAGUUCAGCAUCCGGCCGCCAAGUCCAUGAUUGAGAUCAGCCGUACUCAGGACGAGGAGGUGGGAGACGGCACCACGUCUGUCAUCAUCCUGGCGGGUGAGAUGCUGUCCGUGUCAGAGCAGUUCCUGGAGCAGCAGAUGCACCCGACAGUCAUCAUCAGCGCCUACAGAAACGCUAUGGAUGACAUGCUCAACGUGCUUAAGGAUAUCAGCACCCCGGUGGAUUUGAAUGACAGGGCCAUGAUGCUGAAGAUCAUCAACUCUGCCAUUAACACCAAGGCCCUGAGCCACUGGUCUGACAUGGCCUGCAGUAUUGCCCUGGACGCGGUCAAAACCGUGGAGUUGGAGGACAACGGACGCAAGGAGAUCGACAUCAAGAAAUACGCUAAAGUAGAGAAGAUUCCCGGUGGGAUAAUUGAGGACUCGUGUGUACUGAGGGGUGUGAUGGUGAACAAGGACGUCACCCACCCGCGCAUGCGCAGAAUGAUUAAGAACCCCCGUAUCAUCCUGCUGGACUGCUCUCUGGAAUACAAGAAGGGAGAGAGCCAGACUGACAUUGAGAUCACCCGUGAGGAGGACUUUGCGCGCAUCCUGCAAAUGGAGGAAGAGUACAUCCAGCAGAUUUGUGAAGACAUCAUCCGCCUCAAGCCAGACCUCAUCUUCACAGAGAAGGGCAUCUCUGACUUGGCUCAGCACUACCUGAUGAAGGCUAACAUCACAGCUAUUCGCCGUGUCAGAAAGACUGACAACAACAGGAUCAGCAGGGCGUGUGGCGCACACAUUGCCAGUCGUACGGAAGAGCUGCGCGAGGAGGACGUUGGCCUGGGCGCGGGCCUGUUUGAGAUCAAGAAGAUUGGAGAUGAGUACUUCGCUUUUGUCACAGAGUGCAAAGACCCUAAAGCCUGCACCAUCCUGCUGAGAGGAGCUAGCAAGGAAAUUUUAGCGGAGGUGGAGCGUAACCUUCAGGACGCCAUGCAGGUGACCCGCAACGUUCUGCUGGAGCCCUACCUGCUACCUGGGGGCGGAGCCACCGAGAUGGCUGUGUCCCAGCGGCUCAUGGAGCGCUCCAAGGCCCUCACUGGUGUGGAGCAGUGGCCCUACCGUGCCCUGGCCCAGGCCCUGGAGGUCAUCCCCCGCACCCUUAUCCAGAACUGUGGUGCCUCCACCAUCCGCGUGCUCACCUCCCUCAGGGCCAAGCACACCCAGGAGGGUAGUGUGUCAUGGGGGGUGAACGGAGAGACCGGCACCCUAGCAGAUAUGACCGCACUGGGCAUCUGGGAGCCACUGGCGGUCAAGGCUCAGACCUACAAGACUGCAAUAGAGACGGCCAUCUUGUUGCUGCGCAUCGACGACAUCGUCUCGGGACACAAGAAGAAGGGAGAUGAGCAGACAGGAGGAGGACAGGGUGCUGAGUAGAGGGAGAUGAGCAUGCCUGGGAACCAAUAGGAAGAGGGUAAUGGAGGGUUGGUCCAUCUGAGCUAUGACUACUGUUCUGCAAAAAUGCAUUGUCAGUAUCAAGGUACACGAGUUUGUGUGUGAUUCUGUAUUCGUGUAUAUAUGGCUUAAGAUGGGACCAUUCUCCCGGGACCAAGGUGUACCUCAGCUUCUGACUGCAGGUAUUUAUUUGGAUGGAAGUGGUUGUAGACCUUGAAAAUAAUUUGGUGUACAACGUCCUCCCUUGAAGGUCCUUUUGAAGUGUUUCAGUGAAUGAUAAGCCUUCUCUAUAAGAAAGGUUGUGUUGUUGUUUAACAAGGUUGACUCUGGUUCUGAAUCCGGUUCUUCCACCAUGUCCCUCCAUUACCAAUUCCCUGGGCUGUUACCUGUGAUAGAAUCAUCCUGAAUAAAUGAAAAAUACAAAAGACAUUG
Messenger RNA from Esox lucius (northern pike), 2155 nucleotides. Its product is annotated as T-complex protein 1 subunit gamma. The transcript has 14 exons. Gene Ontology annotation, molecular function: ATP-dependent protein folding chaperone; ATP hydrolysis activity; ATP binding. The record is from RefSeq and is a predicted model, not a curated record. The coding region runs from base 83 to 1705 and encodes 540 amino acids. Gene Ontology annotation, cellular component: chaperonin-containing T-complex. NCBI's taxonomy places the organism in Eukaryota, Metazoa, Chordata, Actinopteri, Esociformes, Esocidae. Gene Ontology annotation, biological process: protein folding.